AUGCCUUUAGGCCACGCCGGAGAAGGAACCUUCUUGACCCAAGAUGAGCAGGAGUCAGUCAUCAGAGCCUUUUUUCGCUCCGUAGAUGACAGAAUCCCGAUCAUUGCUGGUAUCACUGGCGAGGGUACCGAAGUGGCCACACUGGAGGCUAAGCGCGCCAAAGAUGCUGGUGCAAAGGCUGGUCUUCUCUACCCUUCCCAUGGUUGGUUGCGCUUCGGACACCAGGAUGGUGCACCUCAGGAUCGCUACCGCGUCGUUUACGAGACCAGCAAGCUUCCUCUCAUCCUGUUCCAAUACCCCGACAACACCAAGGCAACAUACAGCUUGCAAACUAUGCUCGACAUCUCCGCACAACCUGGCGUAUUCGCAAUGAAGAACGGUGUCCGCAACAUGCGUCGCUGGGACGUCGAGAUCCCCAUCAUCCACAAGCAGCGUCCUGAACUCCAGAUCCUUACCUGCCACGACGAAUACCUCCUGCACACAGCCUUUGAUAUUGACGGCUUCCUUGUCGGAUACGGAAACAUCGCUCCCGAGCUUCUGAUCCAGAUGAUUGAAGCAGGCAAGGCCAAGGAUUACGCCAGAGCUAGACAACUGCACGAUCAGCUGCUGCCGUUGACCAAAGCUGUUUACCAUCGUGGUAGCCAUAUGGAGGGAACAGUGGCGCUGAAGCAUGCGCUUGUUGCUAGAGGCAUUCUCAACCACGCUACCGUGCGCUCGCCAUUGAUGCCCCUUGCUGAAGGUGCAGACAAGGAGAUUCAUGCUGCAGUCCAGUUCGCAGACCUGCCUAAGAUCAAUGUCAGCAAGCUUCAGUCGAAUGGAAGCAAUGGAACCAGUGGAUCAACGAACGGGUACCACUGA
This is a messenger RNA of Aureobasidium pullulans EXF-150, 858 nucleotides long. Its product is annotated as aldolase. Gene Ontology annotation, molecular function: 4-hydroxy-tetrahydrodipicolinate synthase activity. The coding region runs from base 1 to 858 and encodes 285 amino acids. The transcript has 2 exons. The record is from RefSeq and is a predicted model, not a curated record. Lineage: Eukaryota; Fungi; Ascomycota; Dothideomycetes; Dothideales; Saccotheciaceae.